Lotus japonicus is the source of this 4087-nucleotide messenger RNA. Its product is annotated as disease resistance protein RUN1-like. Lineage: Eukaryota; Viridiplantae; Streptophyta; Magnoliopsida; Fabales; Fabaceae. The transcript has 9 exons. Gene Ontology annotation, biological process: defense response; signal transduction. The record is from RefSeq and is a predicted model, not a curated record. Gene Ontology annotation, molecular function: ADP binding. Bases 246 to 1925 code for a protein of 559 amino acids.
AUCAAUAAUUCAAAAGUCUAAGUCUUGCUUUUUCCAACUUUCACUUUACUUACCUGAUACCCUAUUCUAUGCAUUGAAGAGAUAUCAUCAAAUCAUUCCCAAAUCCCAGAAGCCAAUUGAACUUCUUACCACAUAAACUUUCAUCAUUUCCACUGGAUUGUUAAGAGUUCUGGCGAAGAAGAUCAAAGAUUGAGGAACGCAAAUAGAGAAAAAGACAUAAAUAUCGUCCAGCAUCGACUUUUGCUAUGGAUAUCAACAGAAUCCAAAGCAGCUCUUCAUCACCUUUGUUUAAAUGGAAAUAUGAUGUGUUUGUGAGCUUUAGAGGUGAAGACACAAGGAACAACUUCACUGAUCAUCUUUUCGGUGCUCUCCAAAGAAAAGGCUUUGUUACUUUCAGGGAUGACACUAAGCUCAGAAAAGGAGAACAGAUAUCCACUGAGCUUCUACAAGCAAUUGAAGUAUCCAAGAUUUUGAUUGUGGUAUUCUCAGAAAACUAUGCUUCUUCCACAUGGUGCUUGGAAGAACUGGCAAAGAUUGCUGACUGCAUUGAAGUGCCAGGACAAACUGUUCUGCCUAUUUUCUAUGAUGUGAGUCCAUCUGAGGUGCGAAAACAAACCUGGGAUUAUGGAAAAGCCUUUGCAGAUCAUCAAGAAAGGUUCAAAGAAAAUUUAGGGAUGGUUCAAAAAUGGAGGGAAGCUCUAACACAAGUAGCCAAUCUCUCUGGCUGGGAUGUGAGGGAUAAGCCACAAUAUGCAGAGAUUGGAAAAAUCGUUCAAAAGGUAGCGUGCAUAUUAGCUCAAAAACAUUUAAAAUUACCGCAUGAUAUAGUUGGGUUGGACUCACGGGUAGAAGAACUUGAAAAGCUUCUGGCUUUGGACUCAGAUGAUAUUGGAGUUGUAGGGAUUUGUGGAAUGGGUGGAAUAGGGAAGACAACUCUUGCUACUGCUGUGUAUGACAGAAUCUCUAAUCAAUAUGAUGCAUCAUGUUUUAUUGAUGAUAUGAGCAAACUUUAUGCAAACUACGGUCCCAUUGGCGCACAAAAGCAACUUCUCUGUCAAACUCUCAGUGAAGAAGAAAAUCUUCAUAUAUGGAAUCUUCCUAAGGCAAAUAAUUUGAUUCGAACAAGGCUUUGUCAAACAAAGGCCCUCAUAGUUCUUGAUAAUGUUGAUCAAGUUGAUCAAUUGGAUAAAUUGGGUAUGGAACGAGAUUUGCUGGGUAAAGGGAGUAAAGUCAUCAUAAUUUCUAGAGAUGAACAUAUCUUGAGAUCAUAUCAAGUGGAUGAAGUUUACAUGGUUCAACCUUUGAAUGAUUACAAUGCUCGUCAAUUGUUUUGCAAAAAAGCUUUUAAAUGUAAUGAUGUAGUGAGAGAUUACAUGGAAUUGGUAUGUGAUGUUCUAAGUUAUGCUAACGGCCAUCCUUUAGCAAUUAAAGUAUUGGGUUCAUUUUUGUUUGGUCGUGAUGUUCCUGCAUGGAGAAGUGCAUUGGUCAGAUUGAAAGAAAAUCCAAGGAAAGAUAUAAUGGAUGGGCUUCGAAUUAGUUACGAUGCAUUGGAGAGCACCGAAAAGGAAAUAUUCUUGGAUAUUGCUUGUUUCUUUGAUGGCAAAAAUGAGGCAUAUGUGAAGGAAUUUCUAGAUUUUCGUGGAUUUUUCCCUCAAGUUGGUUUAAGAGUUCUCAUUGAUAAAUCACUCAUAACUGUUGAGAAGAGGCUUAUUAGGAUGCAUAAAUUGUUGAGAGAGCUGGGAAGGAGCAUUGUUCGAGAAAAAUCACCCAAAGAACCAAUAAAUUGGAGCAGGUUGUGGGACUACAAGGAUCUGCAAAAUAUUUUAUUAGAAAACAAGGAAGCGGAAAAUCUGGAAGUCAUAAUCGUGAAGAACUUUUCACCAGAUACAACAAUGAGGGCUCAUGUUGAUCAAAAAAAAAAAUAAAAAAAUGAGGGCUCAUGGUUUAUCAAAAAUGAGUCACCUUAAGGUGCUUGAGCUUUGGAAUAUAAAUUUUUCAGGAAGCCUCAAUAAUCUUUCUAAUGAAUUAGGAUAUCUUUCUUGGUAUGAAUAUCCUUUCACAUGUUUGCCAUCAGAAUUUCAAACUGACAAACUGGUUAAAUUGGAGCUACGCCGUAGCAAUAUCAAACAACUAUGGGAAGACUCAAAGCCUCUGCCCAGUUUGAGACGUAUUGAUCUCUCUAACUCGAAAAGUCUUAUUAAGACGCCAGAUUUUAGAGAGAUCCCAAAUCUGGAGCGGCUAGAUCUUGAAGGAUGCGUAAAACUUGUGCAGAUCCAUCCAUCCAUUGGAAUUUUGAAAAAGCUUAUUUUUUUGAACUUGCAAAAUUGUAAAAAUCUGGUCAGUAUUCCCAAUAGCAUUUUUGGAAUUUGUUCUCUUAAAGAUCUAAAUCUCUGUGGCUGCUCAAAAUUACUUAAGCUCUUAGAUAAAACAAAGGAUGGAGAUCAUUUGAAGAGGCUUGAAAUAAAGGAAAGAACUAUCCAACGACUGUCAACAUCAUCCAUCUACAAAAUUCUUAAGUUUCCUUUCCAUUCUCGGAGGCAUGGAGAUGCAUUUGGUUUAUUGCAAUUGCCUGAUUAUGCUUGUCUCCCAUGUUUGCAAUAUCUUGACCUAAGCUUCUGCAAUCUACUUGAGAUCCCUGAUGCUAUUGGGUUGUUACAUUCUUUAGAAAGAUUAAAUUUAGGAGGAAACAGUUUUGUGAAACUACCUUCUAGCAUCAAGGAACUUUCCAAACUUGUAGUUUUGAACCUGGACUACUGUAAGCAACUAAAAUACUUGCCUGAGCUCCCAUCAAGAACUCUCUUGCGAAUAAGAAGCGGAACAUUUUAUUCAUGGUUUUAUAUUUUUGAGUGUCCUAAAUUGUGUGAGAUGGAUCGCUGUUAUAGCAUGGCUUUUUCUUGGAUGAUACGAAUCCUAAAGGCACUUCACAUGCAAUCCUCUUCCGCCCUUGGUCAUGUUGAAAUUAUUAUUCCUGGAGCUCAAAUUCCAAUGUGGUUCUCCAAUCAAAAUAUAGGUCGUUCAAUAAGGCUGGAUCCUUCUCCCAUUUUGCUUAACAAAAAUUGGAUAGGUGUUGCUUGCUGUGUAGCAUUUGUGGGGCAUCAUGAUCCAACUAAUUUGAGUGAUGACAUAGGUUCUCCCAUUCUUUGCGGUUUCCAAACGAAAUUGAAUGGGUACUUUUCCCCCAUGCAAGCACAGGUUGGGAAAGAUCUGAUCACAGAUGGAUUAGAUCACAUGUGGCUACUCUUUUUCAGUCGAGAGGAAUUUUUUAGGAUAUAUGCAACAAAAGGAAUACAUGAUCUUCUUGAUGGUAUGAAAUUUGAAACCGAUGUUGGGCAUCCCAAAGGUUUGCAUUACGAGGUGAAAGAGUGUGGGUAUCGUUGGGUAUUUGAGGAGGAUCUGGAACAAUUAAACCCAGAAAUGAUGUAUAGUGGAAAUUCAUUAGAUCGGAAGCAAAAGUUCAUAGCAAAUCAUUAGCUGUGUUGUAUCACUGAGACGUUUAAUAAUCCAUUUGAGGCUGGAGUCAAUUUUAACUGUGAACAUUGUUCAAGUCAUGAUUAGUAUUGGGCCUUGGAUUGCCAUGAAUGAUCUGCAGCUAGUUGUCAUGAUUUGGAGGGGGAAAAGCUCCUAAAUCACCUAAUAAAUUUGAAUCAUUUGAAGGAGUUUUACCAGUGGGAUUCAAAGAGAGGGUUCAAGGACGAGGGGUUGUGUGCAUAAGGGUAGGAUUGAUAAGCAGCAUCUUAAAAGUUUGUGUUGAAGUGGAGAAAGCUGAAAAAGAUGGACAAAUGAGAGUGCCUGCAAUGCUCUGAAAAGUGAGGUCGGAGAAAUCAUACUAGGUCGAGAAGACUUUGCAAUCUGAAGUGUGUGUAUAGUGAUAUUUUAUAUCACAGGCUUCCAAGCUAUACUCGGGUCAUUUCCUAGUGUCAUGUAUGACAGUCAAUUUACUUUUGUAUCUGUAAAAGUUAAGAUGCAAAAGUGUGCAGAAACUUUCAGUGAAUAAAGAUGUAUUGUGUUGAUAUGUUGAGGAUUAAGUGUAUUUAUUGGUGUUUGUAUUUAUUGUGGAAGAGGGCCUUGCAUUUCUUCAGUUAAUUAA